Messenger RNA from Dermochelys coriacea (leatherback sea turtle), 5647 nucleotides. It is a transcript of the gene CPLX1, whose product is annotated as complexin 1. The record is from RefSeq and is a predicted model, not a curated record. Gene Ontology annotation, molecular function: syntaxin binding. Gene Ontology annotation, cellular component: SNARE complex; terminal bouton. Lineage: Eukaryota; Metazoa; Chordata; Testudines; Dermochelyidae. The coding region runs from base 763 to 1167 and encodes 134 amino acids. Gene Ontology annotation, biological process: regulation of neurotransmitter secretion; synaptic vesicle exocytosis; neurotransmitter transport. The transcript is spliced from 4 exons.
GCCCUCUCCCCGGGGCGUACGAGGGGCUGGACGCCGGGCUGUGUGUGUGGACGCUCGGCGCGGGGCUGGCCCCGGGGCUUGGCCCGGGCUGGCGCGGCUCGCUCGUGGCCCCGCACCGCCUCUCUCUCCCGACGGCUCUGAGAGACACGCGGCUCCUCCAGUGGCAGCUCCCGCCUCGGGACUGACAGCCGGGCCCCGCGUACUGAAAGGCCGGGAUGGGGCCGGGGGCCCGCCGCUGCCAUUGCCGCCAGGGAAGGUCCCCUGGUGCUGGCGUGGGGGGGGGGGGGGUUGGUCCUGCCACCCCCCCCCCCCGCUGCCCUCUCCAACUCCGCCCCCCGCAGCAGGAGCGCUGCGAUCCCCUUGCAACCCCCCCCCCGGGCGGGCUGGGCGGGGGUGGGCGGACAGCGUGGGGGGUGGGGGCGCAGCCAGGCUGGCGAUGCCGCCCUAGCCGCGGCAGGGGGAGGAGGAAGCCGCCAGGUCCCUCCUAGCCGAGUGCAAGGAGGGAUGGUCCGGAAAUCCCGUGAUAAAAAGAGGGAGCGGGGCGAGCGGGAAGCUCUCGGCUCGGUUCGGCUCCAACUUCAGGGGACCGCUCCGGCCCGCGCCUUGCUGCGGCUCCCCAUGGACCCGGCCGGCGGGAGCUGCUAGGGCAGGCGCCGAGCCCCCGCUGCGGACCCGGAGGGGCAGGCUGCGACCCGAGGACUCCUUCCCGUUCAUCUCGCAUGUGAGAUCUGCCCGAGCGAGAAGGAAUCUAAAGCCAUCGCCAUGGAUUUUGUUAUGAAACAAGCUUUAGGAGGGGCUACCAAAGACAUGGGGAAGAUGUUGGGAGGAGAUGAAGAGAAAGAUCCUGAUGCUGCCAAGAAAGAAGAGGAACGACAGGAAGCCCUGAGGCAGGAAGAGGAAGAAAGGAAAGCCAAAUAUGCAAAGAUGGAGGCUGAAAGAGAAGUGAUGCGACAAGGGAUUCGAGACAAAUACGGGAUAAAGAAGAAGGAAGAAAGAGAAGCCGAGGCCCAGGCCGCGCUAGAAGCCAAUGCUGAGGGGAGUCUGACGCGUCCAAAGAAGGCCAUACCCCCCGGCUGUGGGGAUGAGGAAGAGGAGGAAGAGGAGAGCAUUCUAGACACAGUCAUCAAAUAUCUACCUGGCCCUCUUCAAGACAUGUUCAAGAAGUAAUGGCUGCAGCCUGUUAGACUGUCAUGAACAGUAAAGCAAUGGAUUUCUCAUUUCUCAAAUGAGAAUUUACAAUCUUGCCACACAUCACACAACCCCAGUCUCUUCCUCCACUCUAACCCCAGUCCCCAACCUCUCCCCUGGUCCCCUGAGAUUCCAUCCAUUCCUAUUUUGUACAUAGUCACAUCCGGUAGACGCCUCUGAAUGGAUGUAAGGAUUAACGAGCUGCAGUCUACACAACUUAUAUUAUAAGCCAUAGUACUAUGUAUGUUAAAUAAGGCAACUGUACAUUAAACAGAGCAAAGGAAAAGCCUCAUGUUUGUUUCCACCCAAAGCAGGAAGGAGUGUUCACUAACAGUGAGCAGUGGCUUCUUUCAUUUUUUUUAAUUAUUAUUAUAAUUUUUAAUAUGAUCAAGCCACCCUGAUUGUUCAUUGUUGGGUACAUCUCUUGUAGCAAGGGAUGCCUCCAUCUCCCAUGGAAACAGACCUUUUCCAUUUUAUUCCAUAACCCUCAUAAAUAAGAGAUCAUUUGGAAAGUGAACCAUGUGCAACUCCUAUCUCCAACACCAUUCUCAGAGCUGUGGAAGAGCUGAGCCUUCUACAUCAGGUGUUGAUGGUAGAAACCAGCCGCCUCAGAAUCUAAGCAAGAGUCUUGUUACUUUGGGACUAGCCAUACAAUGAAUAGCAUGACCAGAGUGUAGUGUGGACGGUGCUUUUAUUAGAUCUAGACCAGACUGGUUCGGUGGUGUUGUAGUACAGAACUUCCCAACCCAGGGGCAAAGAUCCCCAGUGGCAUAUUCAAUCAUGCCGUUCUCAGCUGUGUUUCCAGGAAUGGCAUUCCAGCUCCAGCAAAUGCUGUGGCUAUGCUCUGUUCCCCCAGGUAGCAUCAGAGAGGGGUGGGCUUCUGGUCAGAGAGCAGGACCGGGAGGCAGGAACUGCUCCUGAGUUCUAGUCUCCAUUCUGACUCUGAGGCCCUCUGUGACCUUGAACAAGUCACUUAACCUCUCUGUCCCAGUCCCCCCAUCUAUACAGUGGAGAUAAUAAUACUUACCUACCUCAAAGGGAUGUUGUGAGGGUCAACAGGUGAAUGCUUGUACAGUGCUGCACAGGGGCUAAGUAUUAUUAUAAUGUUGGGUGGCAUCGUUGGGUACUUGCGUAUUUACCCAGUGAUGGGAAGGUGGGACUAGGACUUUCCUACUGUCACAUUUAAAACCUUCUCGAAUUCAGAUGGAUUUAGAAUAUCUCCCAACCUAAUGGUGUCAGACAACACAUUGUCCCCAGACGAUGCUGUCUUGCUAUCGCAGUGAGUAUAUGUGUACACUCUUAUUUGUUACACAGUUAGUCAUCAUUUCAUCUAGUCUGGUAUUUAUAGAGCUGACCUUCGGUUCUGGGACUCUUUCAGCUCAGAGUCACGGUAAAUGUCUGGAGCUUCUGGUCGGCACCAUGUCUUGAUCUCAUGAGAAAAGAAACUGUCUCAGGAGAAUUCUAACAAGCUGAUCAUUUGUCUGGUAGAAUUACACUGCCACAUGCCCUGUGCUAGCCCAGGCUUGGAAAACAAAUGGUUACUCGUUAUUUCGAACAUAUUUGCGAGUAAAUAGCCACUUAGCAUGGACGGCAGCGGGGAAAAUAUCCCAUAGCUGCAGAUUUAGUAGGAGACGUAAUUCAGCUCUGUGUGCCUGUUGCCGACUGGUGCUGAGAACGAGACGUUUUAAUUUGCUACUAUAAAACUGAUUGUUGAGUAAAGUACGCCUGGGAUUGCCAUUGUAAAAUAUCCUGUUCAUCAACAGCCAAAUUGUAGGAUUGGUGCAAAUUCAGGCUGGGGUUAGCGGAUGCAUUGCUGUUGACUUCAGUGGAGGUGUGCCUGCUUUAUUACCUGUGAGUCUGGCCUGAGGUGUUUUGCUCUGAAUACCCAUUCUGAACUUUAUUUUUUCUUGAGCUCGAUAAAAUCUUGGGGGUCAGAUUCUUUGCUGGUAUAGACAGAUUACACUUCCCUGCAGUGAGCGGCGCUACACCAGCGGAGUACCAGCAGAGAACUCGGUCCUUACAUUCCACAGAGAGCAUUUGAGUAAUUCCAUUGGCUCCAGUGAGACUAGUCAUAUGCUUAAAGCUAGACACAUGCUUAAGCAUCUUGCUGAAUUCGGCUCCUAAUUAGAUUCUUACACGAGCCAGGUAGGAGCAAGCUGUACUGGAUUUAAGCAGGGGCGGUGGAAUAAGGCUGUAAACGCAGUUCUUUUAGCAUCACCUAGAGAAUCACACACACCAACUGCAACAGAUUGCCUGCAGGAUGUACACUCUCUGCCACUUGUGGACCGGUGUAAUGAGUGCGCUCCAAACCCCUAGCGCAUGCUGACGGACUUUUGCUUUCCUUCGAAGUCAGUGUCCAGAGACUUUGCUAGAGUAGGAAUGGGAUUUAGAAACCAGCCCCAGGAAAGUUGUGUGCUGGAUGCUGAGAGCUGCAGGUCAGCCUCCCAUGGGCAAAAGCAGAAUAUUGUGACUUCUUAAGAUAGCUUCAGAAUUGUUUGCCCUCACUUUCACUAAAGAGAGAUGAAUUUCCCUGCUCAGACUUCAAUCGCCCACAUUGUUUCUUAUCCGUGUACCUAGAUUUGAUACCAGAGCAGCCAUCCGUGAUUUGUCAUUUCCUAAUGAAAGCGCUCAGUUCUCCCUUUCCAGAGCUAGCAAGCUCCCACUUGUUUCCAUUUAAAGUAUAAGAAUCCUUCCUCAUCCUUAAAGCCAUCCUCACCCCCAGCAGACUGCAAAAACUACAGUAGGUUCCACAAAGUAAGUGGACAUUGCACACUCUUCUCCUGCUUUAAACACCACUCGUCCUUUGGCCAUUGGCGUUUAUUUGCUUUCCUCUCCAUGCAAGCUCUAUUUCCGAGACACAAGCAGUGCCUGCGGUCUUGCCUUUUCUUUUGUCUUGUUGUUCUAUCUUGGGUUUUUCAGGGUCUGCCGUGCGGAGAGAAAAUACAUCAUUGUAUCCCGCUCUAGGUGACUUUACAAGACUUUGGUUUAAUCAAAUGGGUCACAGCGGUUGAGCCAUUCACUGACUGGGUCCUGGAAUAGCUAAUACAAGAGCCUUUGCUGCAUGGUCUCACGGAUCAGGAGUAAGAGUUGCUGCUCCUGGGGGACAAGUGGGUUUGUUUUUUAAAAUUUCCAUUCCUCUUUUUGAUUUGGCCUCCUAGGACACUGAAAUUGCGCAAAAAUAUGGGGCCUAUGUAGUCUUUCCACUGGUCUUGGAAUCAGGAUCAUAAAGCAGAAUUGGGAGAGUCAUUUGUCUAGCAAAAGUCACACGGUCUAUUAUUAGUGCCAUAGCAGGGUUUCCCAGCUCAUCCCAGCUGUAGCCAAUAUCCCUCUCACCUGAGCUCCCAAUGUAUGGUCUAGUCCUUCUGCCAUUAAACUCAACAGGAGUUUGCCAUUGACCAUGGACUUCAGAGGGAGCAGGCCUGAGCCCACAGUUUUUAUAUGGUCAUUUGUCCAGAAAAUAAACCUGAUGGAUAGGAUACUCUGCCUGUGAAUUACAUACAGGUCAGUCCCUAUGGGAGAGAAAGGCAGCAUGUGCUGACAAGAUUUGCCUCAAAUUACUUUUUGGACCUUGACUAAGUUAUUGGUCAGCUCAGAGGGUUUCUCCAGCUCCAAAGUGCCUCAACAGCUUUGAAUGAAAUUGAAAUGGGCACUUCCCCCACCCCGAAUUUGACAAUCAUCACCCCCAACCCCUUUAGCUAACUUGCAUUUUGCAUGAACGUGAAGAGCACUGUAAAAAUGCCACACGCUCAGCGCUCAGUCAGAUGUCAAAGCACUUAAGACCAAAGAGAAAUGGUUCAUUGUUUGGAUUCUGAAUAUCUCUUUGUCUUUCCAUGCCAUCGUUUUAUUUGCAUCACCAAUAUGUUCAAUCUCAGGAAAAUGAGGUCUUCUGAUUUUGAUUGGUUUUUAUUUACACAAAAAGGUGGGCGGCCAUUUUUUAUUUUUAUUUUUUGCCGUUUUUUCUCCUCCAUAACUCCAGGACCUUUCUAUUUAAUAAAAAAAAAAAUCAAGAGGUCUCCACUUUGUGGAGGGCAGCUAAUUUAAUUUGACAUUGCCCUUUAUGGACUUACAUCUAUCUUUAGAGAAAGCCAUAUGAAAUCAGACUGCAAUAUUAAUUAUGAAUGCUACUCUGUGUUAAAAAAAAGAGAACAGAUCAUGUGCUAAAUCACUCUGGCGUUUCUCUGUCUAUGUUUCUAGUAUUGUAUGUUAGCCUAGUUUUUCCCCAUCCCCUUCCCUUUGUCAAAGAAAGACCAUACCAGUGCUGCUGACCACAUCUUUUUGACAAGCUUACCGCACCAAUAUAACUGUUGUUUGCAAUCAACUGUUGUGACCUGAAUGUAAUGUCCUAUGUAUCUGAAAUGUGUCUGUAUCUGUUUUACUCUGUUACCAAGAUAAUGUUUUUCAUGUGCUGAGUCGGUAAAAUGUUUCAGUAACUGUCCUCUAAAAAAAAAAAAGCUUGUUU